Molecule: messenger RNA, 2187 nt
Organism: Amphiprion ocellaris (clown anemonefish)
Lineage: Eukaryota; Metazoa; Chordata; Actinopteri; Pomacentridae
Gene: ucn1
Product: urotensin 1
Exons: 3
Coding region: 639-1235 (198 amino acids)
Cellular component (GO): extracellular region
Molecular function (GO): hormone activity
Source: RefSeq, a predicted model, not a curated record
AAUUUUCCACUUUGAUUUUAACGUGUCAGCCUGAUUGUAAUGUAGUGCAGGGUUCUGGUUAUCAAAUAUUUCCUCGUCACAGACUCUAGAUUAAUCACAUUUAGCCCGAGGAGCUCUUCUUAAGAAAAUAAGAGGAGAAUAAGCUCGGAUUAACUCACUUCAUUUUGAUAUUUUAUCCCCUUCAUUGAGGAAUUUGAGGCAAAGGCACACAUCAUUUACUCACAAAAAUAAUGUAAGAGUUUCAUAAUGUGAGAAGAAUGUUGGGCAGUGGCCAACCCCUCAUCUAAGCAACCCAGAAACCCCCCUCACCUUGAAGAGCCCCAGUUGUCCUGGUGGGAGUGAACCUCAUCCCACCUCAUGAGCCAACUAGGAUGGAAAAGAAAUAAACCUGUUUAUUCUGUGUCCAUCACAGCUUCCCCAGCUGUCCCUCAGGACCGCGCUGCAUCGCGUCUCGAUAGUUGUCCAGUUUCCAAACCGGUAUCUGUGCUCCCAUUGACGUCAAAGGAGCAGGCUGGAUGUAUAAAACCCUCCGGUCCUCUCCAGUCGCCGCUCACAGGGACGUUUCAGACCGGGUUCGGACCUGACAGCUCACCGGCCGACCACAAAGUCCAGCUGCAGCAUCUGGAGAGAAUAAAGACAUGAAGUCAGCCCCCCUACUCCUGCUCCUCUCCUCGGUCCUCCUCUCAUCACACCUCCGCCCCGCCGUCGGCAGACCGCGCACCUUCCCCGGCUGGCUGGAUGGCAGCGGCCGCCUCCAGCAGACGCAGCAGAUGGACGAGAUGCUCCUCAGAGCGGCCGCCGCAGGAGACGGCAGCGCGUCAGAUCUACUGGGAAACAACAUCCUGAGGUUUCUCCAGAGAAGGAGCCCGGACCGCCUGCACCUGCUCCCGCCUGAGGAAGAAGAAGAGAGCGACGAUGGGGGGAUGAGGAUCGCGGCGCAGCUGCUGAAGCGCAGCGAAGAGCCACCGUUGUCCAUCGACCUGACCUUCCACCUGCUGAGGAAUAUGAUCCAGAUGGCCAAGAUGGAGAGCCAGAGAGAGCAGGCGCAGCUCAACCGCAAAGUGCUGGACGAGACGUUGCUGGAAAUUAUGGAAACGGACUUCUCAGACCCCCUUACACCACUGGCCUCAUCCCUUCCUCACCCUCCAAACACACAAUCCCCUCAACUCUGGACUUUUGGUGGAGUCGCGGCAAAAGGGAAACUGUCGGUCAUCAUGUCAUUUUCACUCCUUUAAGUAUAGUUUGACUGAGAAAUUAACCAUUGUUUUUAAUUUGUGUCUAAAUUUAUUUGUUUUUACUGGUUUGUGUGAAUAUGUGCAAAUGUUACCAGAAAGAAAAAGCUAUUUGCAUUACAGUUUGAUUCUUAAUCAGAACUUCAACGUAAGUAGUGUUACUGUGGCAGAGUCAAAUGAACGCUAGGAAAUCAUUGUAAAACUUCUGUUUCUCAAGACAGACGCUCCCCAAUGUUCUGAAUAAUUGAACGACAAUAAUCUCUGACCUUUAAGCAGUUAAACUUAAAUUGGAGCCUAAAAGUCAGUACAAAUUAAUAUAAUAAUAAUAAUAAUAAUAAUAAUAAUAAUAAUAAUAAUAAUAAUAAUAAUAAUAAUAAUAAUUAGUCACACUCUCUGAAAUCAGACAAACUAUGAAUUUUUACACAGCACAGAGCCGCACAAAACUUAUACACAAAACUUUCUGGGCAACCUUUUUUUUUUUUUUUUUUUAAGAAUUAAGAACUCCUCCUCCAGUCUGCCAGUUUAAGUGGAAACUCAAAAGAUCCACUUUUGUCUCUGACACUCAGCUCCAUCACUGUCACCGCAUCUCUUGGUUAAACCUAAUGAAACGCUUGAUGGUCACCACCAGUAACGUCUCUCACCUUCCUUUCAUUCUCUUUUCUAUCCCUUUACUUUGAGCGGGAGCACUAUUACCUGUACUGUAUCAACUGUAGCAUGCUAACCUACAAAAAGAAAAGAACAAAAAAAGCUUUAUUUUCCUGUAAACAUUCAUGUCUGACACUGAUCACAUUUGUCUUUGUUUUAGCGAAAGAAAAGAAAAGCUUUUUGCCAUUUAUAUUUUGUAAUAAAAAAGUUUGAAGUAAAAAUUCUUGCUUUUGUUUCUGUCAUUGUACUCAUUAUGAUUGUGUGUUUAUCAAUUAUGAAAUACAAUUUUCAUGCCUGCCGUAUGGUUUAA